AUGUCAACUCGCGCUUUAAAGAAAUUAGACUACAAUAUGAUUUGUUUGUUUGUCUUGACAGAUGACCCUAUGGAAAACUUUAAUGAAGAUUCUAAUAAAAAAAUUAUCCAUCAAUGGGCAAAAAUGGUACGAGCAAAACACAAGAAUGAUAAAGAUUACGAUGACGAUGAUUUAUAUUAUGAGGACCCAUUGCUUUUGAUUGAAUGGAAUGAUGCAGGUUUAAAUAGCAGAACACUUGCUAAUCAUCAACACACAAAAAUGGCUUUAGUUAAUUAUACUCCAGCACUCUCAGCAAAUCAAGCAUUAGUCGACACGAUUGCAGCGCUCGGCAGCAACAAUUGGUCUAAACAUGCCCCUGGAAUUCCGGAUGUUGGCCGGGUUUAUGAAAUCCGUACCCCUAGAAAAGGGCAAUUGUCUACUAUUGAACAUCGGCUUGUGUUCAAUCUUUGA
This is a messenger RNA of Entrophospora sp. SA101, 450 nucleotides long. The record is from the annotation of a GenBank genome assembly. NCBI's taxonomy places the organism in Eukaryota, Fungi, Glomeromycota, Glomeromycetes, Entrophosporales, Entrophosporaceae.